Kwoniella botswanensis is the source of this 6237-nucleotide messenger RNA. RefSeq lists its product as uncharacterized. The record is from RefSeq and is a predicted model, not a curated record. NCBI's taxonomy places the organism in Eukaryota, Fungi, Basidiomycota, Tremellomycetes, Tremellales, Cryptococcaceae. Bases 1 to 6237 code for a protein of 2078 amino acids. The transcript has 4 exons.
AUGGUCCGAACCAUACGUGAACCCAAUCCCACAACACCGCAUCUACUGCGAGUAUCAACAUCAACAGCUACCAGCUCAAGGACAUCUUCAGGUGGUAGUCCCUCUCAGCCUGUGUUCGUCAAGAGCAAAACAACUUACCUCGCUUCGUCACCAAAGAGAAAUGGAUCAGCAGCGAAGAAGAGAGCUGUGCUAGGUGAAAGGGAAGAGAACAUCAUGUCACCGUCCCAGCCUAGUCCAAUGAAGUCAAAGCCAAAACCCAAGCCCAGAUCAUCUUCGACACCUCGACCUAGCAAUGAUCUUUCAGGACUAUCUCGAUUCGUUGCCCAGUCACCAGCAAACAAGCUGCCAAUACCUACUCGAAAUGAUAUUCCAUCUUCAUCGCCUAUCGGGCAAUCACCCAAUCUUAUCCUCACGUCGAGACCCGGCUCUACCCCAUACGUACCUCGUCGAUCUAUGCCUAUGCAGGUCACCGAAGAUGAUACGUUAUUGUUGAACAUGCAACCGCCAGAGAUGAAUUUCUCUUCUCCUGGAUUUGACCCGAAUGAUGAUAGUGAUGUGGAAGAUGCCAGAGGUGGUAUCUUAGGAGGGAGAGGCUUGAUGACUCCUGCAAACAGUCAGGAAGUCUCGGUUGGCUCACCAAGCAGAUCUCAACCCAUCAAACAUACAAUAGUGACAAACAGCGUCAAUCGCAAUGUCAUAUCCCGUCUACCUACCCCACCCUCUUCUCAAUCUGGAUCAAUUCCCAACGCUCUCCCUCCAACCCCGGAGGCAGGACCGUCUCGAGUAUCUCGUAUUCGAGCUAGACCAUCACCCACUCCUCCCCGACGAAUUAGAUCAGAAGUCCUGGGUUUAGGAGAUAUAACGACGGAAUGGGACGCUCCCCUGAAAUCAGCUGAAGAUGUCUCGCCAAACCCUAGACGAAAGAAAUCACCUAGGCUUUCUCAAUCUGGUCAGACUCCCACUCAGAAUCAGUCGGUACCAGUACAGUCAGACGGAACAGAAGUCGUUAUACCACUUGGAGCUAAGAGUAAUACCCCUGGUGCAUCUACAUCCAAAUCAAAUACGCCAGCAACAGUCAGACCGAAAAGUAAAGGGAUAGUCAGAUCCAGAACGCCAAAUCUGUCAUCUUCCCAAUCCCAAUCGUCUCGUAGAUCAGGUGGAGGGAGUAGACAAUCCAGUGGAGGGUCGACUAAAUUAACCACUACUCCUGCUGCUUCUCGUUUAACGAAUACGAAGCAAGUACCAUCGACUGCCCCAGUCGGACGAAGGAAACCUGCUUCGCCCAGAACGCGCACCACUCCGCCUUCUCGAAAUGAUAGACGAGCGUCUGUCCCAGCCAAUAGCAAUACAACAACUCCUAAACCCCGAGGCAGGCGAUCUGUAGCUCAGACACCGAAGGAUGUAGCAUUGAGUGGUAGGAGGAUAGGAACCUUAUCUAGACCCAUCCAUGGUAGUCCAGGUGAUGAUCCGUUAUUACUCAAGAGUGAAGAAGGUGAUGAUGAUUAUACUGAACAUAGUAUAAGAGAUGGAAAUGGAUUUUCAUUAUCUCUCAACAAUGGGAAUGAAACCGAUGGACAGGUACCUGUCUCAUCACCAUUUACUUUCCAUCAGAAUGAAGAUCAUACGUUACUUCCUACGGGGUCAUCGAACGAGGGAUAUCUAGAUUUCGGUACGGGCAUGGGUGGUGCAUGGUCGGACGAUGGAUCAGAUGCGGAGAUGGAUGGUAUAGGUGAAGAUACGUUUAUACAUAUGAAAGCCAGGAAAGAUACUUCAGGAGAAUUGUUAGGAUCUUUAGGAAGAUUAGGUGAAUCUAUUUUGGAGGAGGAGGAGGAGGUUGAUAAGACUAUUGAAAGUCACAGUAGAAAUGUAAGGUCUUAUACUCCAAUCUUACCUUCAAGGUAUAAGGAACAACAGCAAUCGGUAGAAGAACCUAUCUCAUCACCUGUCAUUAGAUCAAGGUCAAGUCCUGCGCAACAAGCAGCAGACAUCAACGAGGAUAGCAACCUGAUCGAGGAAGUAGGCGAUGUGACUCAAGAAAUGAAUGGUGAUAAUUGGGAUAUUUCAGCAGAGCAGAUCGAACCUACAGAUGACAAUGAUACAAUCACUGUCCGAUCUCAGUCUAUCGAUGAGAGAUCGUCUUCACCCGUCGUCAAUGCUGCUGAAGAUGUGGGAGAUACAACGCAAGAGAUGGACGGUGGUGAUUGGGAUAACACAGAAAAGGGUAUCGAGAUUCCUCAGGAAACUGAAGGUUCGUCCUCUUCCCAUACAGAAGAACUCGUUUCGCCUACGUCUCACGAGGGGACUGCUAUGGUCGAUGAUAAUCAUAAUACAAAUCAGCAAUCGGAGGACGGUUUUGCUCAUAUCGAAGAGCACGCAAUACGGAAAGAGCAGGAUCUGGAUCAAGAUCAAGUCGUUCAAUCUACCUCAACCGAUAAACCUUCUUCUGCCGAUGAGGAUGAAGAAGAAGAAGGCGAUGUGACUCAAGAUGCGUGUGGCGAUGCUUGGGAGGUAUCAGAAAACGACAUCUCAGCGCCUGACCCCGAGUCGAAACCAUCGCCAGUACAAAGUACAUUUCCUGUAUCUCCUGUCCAUGAAGAGUCCGCAGACGUCGAAGCUCCUCAUCAACAACCAUGCAUCUCGGAUGAAACCUUGAAUGACGAGAUACCAUCUCGGACUUCUUCAUCUGAUCAUGUUCCUUCGCUAGGUGAAAGUGAGGAAUUUGGGGACGUUACCCAGGAUAUGGACUCGCUGGAUUGGGAAAUUUCAGAGGAGGAUAUGCAAACUUCUCAACUUGAUAAUCAGGAACGAACUCGCUCUCGAACUCGCGCUCGAUCGUUGUCACCUCUGUUUGAGAGGCGUGUACAAGAAGGAACUAGUGAGAUCGCUCAAGGAGAACUGACUGUCGAGACACCCUUGGCUCGUCAAGAAGAGGGAGUAGAUCAAGAGGAAGAGUUUCUUGAGGCAGAUGCGCGAGCGCAUCAUUUCAUCGAGCCAUUAGAGGAGGAGAUGACAUUGGACCAGGAGGCGAUAAAGGAGGUUGAGCAGGACGUUCAAGGUAUUUCAAGAAGUCAAGCCGAACGGAAUGCUAUCAGCGCUGAUCAAACCUACCUUGUAGAUGCAGUGUUUGUCGCGUCUGCGAACGCGGAAGGAAACGUAAAAGAUGAUCAAGAGUCGAAACAUAUUGACAUGGAAAUAUCCAGGUCGAAAGAUACACCUCAAUCACCCUUACUUCCUGCCAUACAGAUUCCUACCGAAGUGACUCAACCUGCGGAAACCAUCAAAAUCCUUCGAAUGUCUACGCCGUCCCCCUCUCCUGCUCCUGUACUCAGGUCAACUACACCUGUUCAUUCGCCUCCUCCGACAACGAAUUACGAACCACCCUGUCUACGAUCACCUCCACCUACCAGAUCACCUUUCGUGCUCAUUCACCAUCGAGGUGAUCUAAUUUUCACACCCCGACCUGAAUUCUCCUACUCCAACUAUCGAUCACCAUCACCCUUACCUCCUCCCACGCCUGUAUUCUCAGCCGAGGAAAGAGGUCAUGCAAUCUUGGAAGAGGCUGAAAGAGCUUUGAGAAGGUUAUCGAAAUUGAGGAGUCUGUCACCUUUUCCUGCAGCCACCAAACAUGAGGAUCGAGAUGUCCCUUAUAGCUCAGAGACGAUAGAGAAGGCACGAACCGAUGCACCAGCAGAAGUACUUCACCGAAACAUAUCGGUGCCAGCGCAGACAGUCUCAAAAGAUGUCGACGGAGAACCUCAUAACGUUGCUGAGGAUGUCGCUGCUCCUAACGCGAAUCGUGGCGAACUCCAAGAUAGCUUACAAGAAGAAGAGGUUGAUGAAGAAGAAGACCCGGCAGCAGGAGAUGUCACCGCGGAAGCGGAUAAUUCGGCAUGGAAUCUUUCGGCUGAAGAAUAUGAAGUACCUCUCAAGGAUGAUUCUGAAGGGGAAACAGAGGAGGAGAACCGGGAGAAAGAACAAGAACGAGCGGAGGAGGCGGAAGACGAAGAUAAUUCAUUGAUGCAGGAAAAUGCUCAACAGUCCGAAGAAGCUUCACCUGAACCUGUCGAGAUACCGGAAAGGAUCGUCCUUCGUUUGGUGGAACGUGGGAUGAUCAAGUUAGAACCUGAAUCCGACUCCGAAGAUGUCGUACAAGAUGUACCAUUCGAGUCUGAUAUCCCUCCUGUUGUAAGGCAGAGUGCACCUUCUGCCUCACGUGAACGAUUGUUUACACCAUCACGAGGACCAAGUGAAAUCAGGGCAAGAUCAAUCACCCGGUCACCUAUUGCUGGACCUUCAACUCCAUCAGUCUAUCCUGUUCUCCCGACAACUCAGCUCAACGUUGAAUCUUCCACCCCCAAGACCGCUCCUCCCCCUUCGGUCUUCCAAUCUGCCAGCUCCACUACUCAAGCUGAGGGCGUCACUUCGCUCGAACGUAUGCUCUCAGAACGAGUCGGCACAUCAAAGCUCGCUCAACAGAUUGUACCUUCCUCGCCAACCACAGAAGAAACAUCGUCUCCCGUUCAGCAGCGACAGUUUUCUUCCCCAAAUCAGGCGAACCGAGAAGAAGGUGAAGAAUCCGUAGUGAUCCGUAAACCGCGUCGAUCGUUACAUGACGAACUCGCAGCUGUUUCUGCCUCCGUAGCGGACAAUGAUCAUUUCGAUGGAGAAGGAGAUGAUUCCUUCAAAUCGGUAGUUGAAGUGUCUAGCUUGGAUCCGAAAGCGGCUGCUAGAGCUGCAGCGCUAUUGAAACUUAAUCACGCAUAUAUCGAACAUGGUAUCUUACCGAAAUCCAAAGAACAGGAUCUUGCAAGUUCUACCAAAUCAACCUCACAUAGCGAACGAGAAAAGAGGGAUUUACUGAAUGAAGCUGAAUUGGAAAUUGUUGAGUCUCAUCGAAGAUCCCGAUCUAGAUCUAGAUCGAUGAGCGUGAUGAGGCCUGAAAGGGAGAUGUCAGUGAUGAGCUUUAUGACUGAAGAUUAUCCUGUGCCAGGAGCAUUCGUGAAGACGCCUAGACUUGAUACUAGAAAAGUUAUUUCGCCAAUGAAGGGGAAAAGAGACCUUGUAUCUGUUCAUGAAACGACUGAGAAGGAGGAUGAUGCCCAAGAAAAGGAAGAAAGAUGGGGAGUGAAAGAAUGGAAGAGGUUGGAGAAGGUGUACAGGGCAGAGAAGGAGACAUGGAUCAAAGAAAGAGAAAUCAAGAAACUGCCGAUUACUGGAUCUCCGACAGCUUCGCCGAUACCUUCUAUACCCGGUGGGCUUGUGGCUUGGGCUAGGAGAAGUACGUUUGGUACGCCCAAGGUAGUACAAGUAAAAGAAUGGGAUAUUGAAAGUGUCGUGAAGAGAUUUUUGGACGAUGAGAGGAAAGAUGGAAGAAAUUGGGAUAGAGGGAUGCUGGUAUUGAGAGUACAAGCUAUCGAAAGGAGAAUAUUGAAACUUGCUUCUUCGACUGCAUCCACAUCUACUUCCACGGAUCUGCAAACUCCAGCUCUCAAGAGGAUGCGACCAAAUGUCCCUACUUUGCCUCAAACUCCGAUGAUGAUCAAGUCAACGAAAGACGCUGUCGAACCGCCUUCAACCAUUAAGAGGAUGUUGGGUUUUGUUUGGGGUAAAUCAAAAGCUGAGAAUACAUCGGUCCCAACAUCCAAUAAAUCAAAAGUCUCUUCUUCCGCUUUCGCUACAACGUCUUCGAUCAAUAAGGAUAAAGAGAAAGAAAAGGAUGUACUGCCCACUACUCAAAUGAGGGAGAUUAGACCUGCCCAUCCAACUUCAUCCAGAUGGACACCUGUUGCUCCUCCACCUCCACCACCUAGGUCGACUACUGCUUCAACGUCAAAGACUAUUCCCACCAAUGUCUCUAAAAAUACUCCAGCUCCCUCGAAACCAAUGUCGAUACCGUCAUCUGCUUUGAAGAACGUAUCAACCACAUCAUCCAGUAUAACCCACUCUAGGUCUCUCCCAUCUUUAUCCAUCACCUCAUCAUCAUCCUUUCCAGGCAGUACAAGACUUUACCCGCCUUUGAACCCACCGAUAUCUCAGCGAUCCGAUGCUAUCGCCAGAUUAUUCCCUGACCACACUCCACCCUCGGGAAAGAUGACUGCGUCCAUCUCUGAGAAGAACCUGAAAGAAUUGGGCCAGAUACAGAAGAAACGAAGUGGGAGUGUCAAGAGUCUGGUGGAGAGCUGGGAAGGUAAGGGGAUUAUGGGUGCGUCCAUAAAGGGGAAGGAGAAGGAGAUAUAA